This is a messenger RNA of Aureobasidium melanogenum CBS 110374, 1947 nucleotides long. RefSeq lists its product as uncharacterized. NCBI's taxonomy places the organism in Eukaryota, Fungi, Ascomycota, Dothideomycetes, Dothideales, Saccotheciaceae. The record is from RefSeq and is a predicted model, not a curated record. The transcript has a single exon. The coding region runs from base 1 to 1947 and encodes 648 amino acids.
AUGCUGCGUCGCACAUCGCAAUGCCUGUCACGGCGCCAGAUUUCGCUCCUAAAGCCACGCUGUCUCAGCACCACUGUUCCGCAUGGACUGGCCACUCCGACUUCUGGCUUCGCUCCAACAUGGGACAAGAUCAAAGAGACAUUGAAGCCUCCGAUCGACCAAUUCAUGCCAAAAACUCGCCCUUCCUACACCAUUGAUACUCCCUCGCCAACAAACUCCAAUGAUCCUCUGCGCACAUGCACCGUCCUAACUUCGAAUCCCUCCACCACUUCUCUUCAACAAUUGCUCGAUCAAAUUCCUCAAUUCCAACCAGCCAACGAGUCUGGUCUCUUUACCGACUUUCUCCUCCUCGUCACCCCUUCUUAUGCCGCAAGUCUGCGCAACCAAAAGCAUGGCAUUGAACAAGCCUUGACCCGCAUCUUUCCUGCCAAAGAGUUGGAUAGGGACACACACAACUCGCUCGGAGGUGAUUCUAGAGAAGCCGUUAGACUCGUCGCCGCUGUCGUCGAUAGGCUGCCCAAACCUUCUGAUCUCUCUGCUUCUGCUGUUGGUGACACGGGCUCCGAGGGAAUUGCCCUACGAUUGAUUGCCAACGAGAACCCAAUCUGGAAGCCUGAACUCGCAACUGAAGACCCUCGUGCUGCUCUCUCUGACAACAAGUUCCGCUUCUUGAGUUUCCACCUCAACGAUGCAUCUACACCUCCUCACAUGCUUCCAAUCGUCCAACUCCCUCUCGCGAACACCAUCUUCCACAAUGGUUUAUCCUCGACUUUGAUCUGGCGCAAAUAUGCUGUACAACAAGGUGGAAAGGGUCUCACUCAGAUUGGCGAACAAGUCUGUGACUCGCACCGUGUCAAACUUCCUCAGCCAGCGGCAUCUCAGGAGGCCAACAAUCUUGCUCUGUCGGUGCCUUUGGUACCAUUGACAUCUGCCAGAUCUGUUGUUGCAUGCAUGGGAAACAUCAUCCGUCGCUUGUCUGCUAAUUCUGGUCUCGGCCCUGCGGAUGACUCAAAAGAAGCUAUCCUAGCCUCUCACGAGCUCGAGCAGUCUGUCACUUCGUACCACAAGACCCGUGGCCUCUCUCCUCGCGCCGUUUCUGUAUGGGCUCUUGUCAUCCCAGAGAAGACCUUCACCGGAGGCUUGUCCAUGGCAGCCAAAGUCCUUGGCGAGCGAAAUCUGCCCGAGUUGUGGAAGGCUGGUUCUGAUCAUCACACCGACCCCUCUCAGCCCAACCUUUUGACCUUGUUACAGAAUGGAGCUCGUCUUCACAAAGUUUUGUCCGGAGGUGGUGGUUGGGGCAAGAAAGCUGGUCUGCUGUCCUUGGAUCCCGAUUCUGGUUAUGGUCAGCACCCAUCCUGGGAAGAGAUUGCGCCAGCACAACAGACCGAACCUGAGUACAUCCAAGGUUUGUCACCCGUGCCAGCAGAUUUGCAUCGCGUCUGGGGUGUUGAGCCUCAAGAACUGCCUAGCAUUGUGAACAAGGGAGAUUAUAUCCAGUUUUACAUCUCACCACCAGCCUCUUCUGAAGAAGCACCUGCACAGUCUGCACCGACCACGAACACGCCAGACCAGACUAUGUCGAAUGUCAAGACUGUAGAGUUUGGCAGUAUUCCCAGCACCGUCGAUGACAUGCCAAGCAGUCAAUCAGCUGCUGCAGCUGCACAAAGUGAUGUGCAAGUCUACCCGAACCACUUUGGUGCUUUGUCCGAGACCGGUAUUGCCAUGUUCUUCGGUUUGCAAUCAGACAAAGCAUCAUCUUCGAACAUACGUGAUGCCACUGAUGCAGCCACAAAGGUCGACGUGCCUUUUGGUCGAAUCAGGUCUCGGUCGCAAGUUUCAGCAGCAUCUUCCAAGCCAAAACAGGCGCCGACGGGCUUUGGUUUCUCACCAACUCAGCCGCUACAGUCGAUGAUGUGCGGCCCCUCUAUCUCACGGCAGCUCCUGUAG